This is a messenger RNA of Clupea harengus (Atlantic herring), 3292 nucleotides long. It is a transcript of the gene tmem204, whose product is annotated as transmembrane protein 204. The record is from RefSeq and is a predicted model, not a curated record. Lineage: Eukaryota; Metazoa; Chordata; Actinopteri; Clupeiformes; Clupeidae.
AAAAGGAGAGAAGAAAGAGUGAGGGGAGAGAAAGAGGAGGGGCUGUGUUCUGCCGUCCUCUACCCCUUUUCCUCAGGAAACGCAUCCUGUUGCUGUUUGACUGCAGGAGCAGCGCGCUUGUCACAGAGAAAGGCAGAGGGAGGGAGGGAGGGAGAGAUAGAGAGACAGAGAGAGAGGGAGAGAGAGAGAGAGAGAGCAGAGCAGAGCUGUGCAGAGGGAAGGAAGGAGAGAGAGAGAGGGCGGGAGAGCAAGCGAGCAGAAGGACUAAACGCUCACACGCUCCCCCACUGUCUCAGCUUUCACCUUCAGACCUCUGGAUCUUGCUCCUCAACCUCUCGCUCUCCUCACGGGCAGACCCACUCCAGACUCUCAUCGGAUCUCAGCGCAAGACUCUUAUCUGGGACAGAGCAGACAAACUCUCCACCUCUCCACACAGCUCUAUGCAUGCCUGUGCAGCAGAGGGAAAGGCUCUAAGUCUCCACUGAGAACAGAACAGACUCCAGCGAGAGCAAGAGCACGGCAAAGACCAACGAGCUCCAAACACUGUUCCCCCGCUGAGAGAGGGAAGAGAAAAAAAGAAAGAAAAAAAAACACAGGAGGAAAAAAAAGAGAGACAAGGGGGAGAGUGGGAUCCCGCCUCCACUGUCAAGCAGCUGCAAAGUUGGAGGAGCAGAAGAGGAGAGUGAGGAGAAGAAGCAAAGGGAGAGAGGAGGGUAGGAAAGCACAGAGUGGGAGUUAGUGAAAAACAGCAAGAAAGACACCCACUGGGCUGAUAACCUAGAAGGAGUGCGAAGAACGCAAAAAAAAAACAGAGAUCCACCGAGAAACGAGGGUCAGAAGAAGAGGAACAUUGUCAUGGCCCAGGUCUUCAAGAGGCCCCCUCGAGUCCGUGCAUCCGAGGAAGAAGGAUAAAGACUCCUGGCGUCGAACAUAACCCCCCACCCCCCACCCCAGCGGACAAGAAUGAACGGAGAUGUUCUCUAGCUAACACCACUGGGUUGGAUCAUCCCAUCACCUGAACACCUCUGUGUGUGUGUGCGUGUGUGUGUGCACGGCCCUGGAAGAAAGCGAGAGGGGGGGGAAGAGAGUGUGAGUGUGUGUGUGUGUGAGGCGAGCGCCCCAGGAGACAGGGGGAGGGAGCGGAGGGCUGCAUGGCUGUGCAGCGGCUGGUGCUGGCUGCGGUGGCGGUGGCCCUGCUCUCGCUGGUGCUCAACAACACGGCGGCUUGGAGCCCCAGCUGGGUGCUGCAGACGCUGGACAGCGGACGGCGCCGCAGCGUGGGCCUCUGGAGGAUGUGCUCGCUGGAGGGGGGCCGGCUGGACGAGGCCAGUGCCGGGGGCUCCGAGGCGGGCACCCGCGGACUCUGCCUGGGACUCAGCUGGGGCUCGGAUUAUGCCGGGUACCAGGAGUCACGCAGCACAGUGAAACUGCAGUUUGACAUGAUGCGUGCCUGCAAUCUCCUGGCAACCGUUGCCCUGACAGCGGGUCAGCUGAUCUACCUGCUGGGGCUGCUGGAGCUGAAGUUCAUUACUCAGGAUUCCCAGUGGUGGGAGGAGGCCAUCGCAGCCCUGUUCCAGCUAGCCAGUUUUGUGCUGGUGAUUGGCCUGGUGACGUUCUAUCGCAUUGGUCCGUACACGCAGCUGUCGUACUCGUGCUACAUAAACAUCGCUGCCUGCUUGCUGGCCACCCUGGCCGCUGCCGUGCUCAUAUGGGACAUUCUGCAUCGCCGUGACGACUGCCUGAGCCCGCGGGUCAUCGUCAUCAGCCGCUCCCUGGCCACCAACUUCAGGCCGCGCCUCGACAAUGAUUAUGUGGAGUCGCCGUGCUGAGGCAAACACACACAAACAAACAAACAAACAAACAAACAAACACAGACACGCGCACACAGACUAUGGAACGGACUACUGAACUUUCUACAAAGCUUCCAGAAUUCUGACACGGAGUGAACAGGAAGAGCUGGGAUGAAAAGAGAACAAUAAUCACCAUUGCGUGCACACACACACACACACACACACACACACACACACACUCACACACACACACAAAUCCACUCCUGGACUGAAAUGGGUUAGGACCUCAAUGGACACUGAAGGGGUGGUAGAAUAUCAAGCUGGAUCUUGACAUAUUUCAUUCUCUGGGCACUUAUAAAAGAAUAGCCAAUAUAUGUUAUAUAUCUAAUUGUACACAUGUUUAUACCUGUGGAUAUGAUACGAUUGAGUUAGAUAUAUAUAAAAAGUCAGAAGGAGCUAGCUAUUCCACACAUGUAUUACUCAAGGCACAUAUUCCCUGUUGUGGAUUCUUUGGUACCUAAUGCUGAUUCUUUAUCUUUUAGACACUUAGCGACAGGAAAGGCGUGCAUUCUCACCAAGAUGGCAAAUGAUGAUGAAACAAGUAGAGAUAGUUUUAUAAAUGUCCACCCAUCGCAAUGGCCUAUGCCCCCUUGAGAAACAUCCCACUUAUUUGCACUUCAAACAUUCCCAUGUCGAUUGACACAACGCCCCUAAAUCAGUAUUCGGGGUACACAUGGACUAAGUGGGCUCACAGCUGUAUCACAAAUGGUAUGUAGGUUCAGCAUAUUAAAAGUUGAAUGAGCUAAAAGAUCUAGGGGUCAGUAUUUACUUUGACAUAGCAGAAUGGGAGAUGGAGGCUUUAAAGUUGUAAUAUUAAAUUCAAAGGGUUACAUUAUAGCUGGUUCAUUAUUGUGCAUAUUGUCGCAGUAUUUUACAGGUAUUGCUAUGCAGUUCCUAAGACAGCACUGUAAUCCAAUGAAAUCCAUUAAUGAAUUGCAGUUAAACGUUUAAUUUUAUGCCGAGUCAACAAGUCUCACAACCAACUAAGCAAGACAGCCAGAUGACAUGAUCUGAAUGGAGAUCGUUUUCCAAAAAAAAAACAAGCAAAUCAAAUAAUUCUACCUCCAAAUUGAUCUAAAGAUGAAUUGCUACACAUUAAUUGCUCAUACUACACUCGGACCAAAGGAUACAUACAUAAGGACUAGGGGUGAAAGAGCUGGACGUAUACAAGGUUCACAAUGAAGACUGAGUGCUCUGCUUGUGUGCACAUAUAGGAGGUGGGUUUCCACAAGAAAGCUUUCCAAAUCACUUUAUGGCAGAUCCCAUCUUUGUUGAAUGUCUGCUCGCUUGAGGUACAUGUACUUGACUUAAUUUAAUAUAGUUCUGUUAAAUACAAAAAGUAUUCCAAUGAUAUCCAACAGCGUCCUAACAUCUUAUGGACUUUCCAAGGAGGGAAGGGAAACAAUUCUGGAGGUAAAUACAAUAAAACAUAAGAAGACUGA